This is a messenger RNA of Drosophila navojoa, 1989 nucleotides long. RefSeq names its product RUS family member 1. NCBI's taxonomy places the organism in Eukaryota, Metazoa, Arthropoda, Insecta, Diptera, Drosophilidae. The record is from RefSeq and is a predicted model, not a curated record.
UUAAUAACACUUCGGCAUAUGUUAACGGCUCUCUCACCGUUGUGCGCUCUCCAAUCAGAAAAACUGUUUGCUUUGUAAAAAACUGUGGAGCGCGAGUAUGUUGCCUACGCUCAGCGAGUUUGCACGCACUGGUCUCGCAUUUUGUGUAAGCAGAAACUGUGUUGAAUUAAUGUACAAUAAUGAAAAUACAUUUUCGCGAGCAAUAUGGCACCAAAGGGGAGGAAAUACUGUAUGUGACGCCAGCAGAUCAAAGCAAUAUUGUUCGAGUGCCUCUACGCGGCGAUAAGCUGGUCAUUCAAGAGAAGUUCUUGUUAUUUCGUGUGCUGCAGAAUGUCUUUCUACCCAAGGGUUAUCCGGACUCUGUGUCCGAUGAUUAUGCGGCGUAUCAAAUCUGGGAUACAGUGCAAGCAUUCUGCAGUACCAUUUGCGGCACACUCUGCACACACGCCAUUCUCAAAGGAAUCGGAGUGGGCAGCGAGAAUGUGAAUGCCUAUUCGGCGACGGUCACCUGGAUACUAAAGGAGGGCAGCGGGCAUAUGGGACGCAUUAUAUUUGCCUGGUGGCAAGGUAGUCAAUUGGAUGUGGACUCUAAGAAAUGGCGACUGCGAGCGGAUUUUCUCAAUGAUCUGGCAAUGGGCAUUGAGAUCUAUGUGCUUCCCAAAUAUCCGCAUUUUAGCACGCAAAUUCUUUGCGGCUCCACCCUGCUAAAGGCAAUUGUAGGCGUGGCGGGCGGUGCGACGCGUGCUGCAUUGACGCAGCAUCAUGCGGUGCGCGGCAAUUUGGCGGAUGUCGCCUCCAAGGAUAGCUCCCAAGAGACGUGCGUCAAUCUGAUUGCCUCCUUUGUGGGUCUCUAUCUGCUGACUAUGAUCAAGAGCCAAGCGAUGCUUUAUACAGUUUUCUAUAUUGUGGUCACGCUGCAUCUCUAUGCGAAUCUAAAGGCUGUGCGCGCUGUUUGCUUGCGCACCUUCAACGAAUCGCGUUAUCUAAUUACAUUAGAGGAGUUCUUUAGGUCGUCACAGAUGCUAACACCACAGCAGGUCAACAAAUUGGAACGCGUUACUCUCGGCCAAAUGGUCUCCGUAUCACUGAAAAUUCGGCUCGGCUUGAGCGUAAAACAUCUCAUAGAUGAGUACAAGAGCAGCGAUGUCAUCGAGGAUAUUGUGUCCUCGUUUGAUCCCCAUGAACACUUCAUUAUAGCGGAGAGCAAGAAGUAUUUGGGUGUCUAUUUGCAUUUCGAUACACGACCACAGGAUGUCCUGAAGGCUUAUUUCUUUGGUGUCUCCUAUCUGCAGGAUCGGAAACAUAUAAAGGAAAAAUAUUGGGAUAUCCAAGGCAAAUGGCAAGAGUUCUUGAGUCUAGCGCAAAAGGAAGGUUGGAUAAUUAAUCAGCAUUUAUUGUUGGUUGAUGAAUAUCGUUUGGACUGGAAGGCUUAAAGAAUGACCUAAGCUUACUAACUGGACCAGAUACGAUAAAAUGCUAAGAUCGCCGCUUGCUAUGAAUGACAUUAUUAAAUUAUUAUUUUGUAGGCUUGGAGCAUUUAAACGACACAGACACUCACUCACACACAUUCUCACAUAUCUCACAUGGUUAAUAACCAUAAGGCAAACGUUGAUAUUAACAAAAAUGAUUGCGACUAUGCAUAUUUACACAUUUUAGAUUUUAGACACAAGAAAACAUUCAUGCGCAUCUAUCUCAACUAUACUUAAUAACUGAAAGGUAAAUCAUUCGAAUAUAACGUGAACAUCUUCCAACUAAUGUAACUCUGCCUUAGCACAAAGUAACGUUUGUAAACGAUAUUCAAUAUUAUACUCAAAGAGUCCUUAUCUGGACUUUCUCUAUUUGUAUCUAGGCCAUCUAAAGAAAAGACCCUCAAGAAUUUUAGAAUCAAACGAUGUGUUGGAAUAUUUAAUGAAUAUAAUGUCUAUUUUUUACUAACUUACCACUUGUAUAUUUCGAGGAGGUACUUUUUACCACAAAUUGAAAGCAAAA